UCAUCGUCAGUCCAGAGCAACUCCAUCUUGGCACAGGCCCUUAGCAUUUCCGUCGCGCAAACUGUGACAACACGUAAUCAAGACACCUAUGUCACGGUAGCUGUGUUCCCGGACAUCGUACAGUGUCAUGACCACGAUGAUUUGGCCCCCAAACUGGAGAUUGAGACUUGGCGCAGCUUACAUGUGUUGUCAGGCCUCCUGAUGUACUUUACACACAAGCAGAGUUUUGCAGACCGCUGAUCUAGAGGAGCUAUGUCGCAGGGCCUGGCACAGGUGGUAUUUCAUUAUGUCCCACUUGCUCGCAGCUCGUCGCAACUCUAAGAACAGUGGAGGCUGGACAGCACUUUCGGACUACAGCACGCCACCACGCCAAACCCCACGAAAUGGCACAUGGACAACGAGUGAAUCUCAUCGGUAUCAAUCUGUAGGAGCCCAUGACUCGAGCAGUGUGCAUGCUGUCCCCACUACGCUCAAGCAUCGUGCCGCUGAACACGAAGCAUUACUAGACGCGCGCGCGACGAACGAAUCACGAACUCGAGACGACACGACGACUACGCAGCGAGUUAGCGAGGAAGAGCCUCAUUUACGAUAUGAUAAUAAUGUUGCAAAGCACUCAGCAAGCGAUUGGAGGCCUUACACCCUACGUCCCGCCUUUUUGGGAUCAAUUGCUUUCAUCUCGCUAGCCUUUGCGAUCACGCUGGCUGUCCUGUGCUGGUACUCUGUCAGAAACAAUGGCUUGCGGAAGGACACAGAUACAGCCGGACUCAUGGUUGCGAGGCGAUACCUACCCACCAUCCUUGCGGUGUUCUUCACUCAAGUGUUGGUCGUCAUAUGGAACGAUAUCAAGCGGACAGAGCCAUUCGCACGACUAGCAAAGUCUAACAGACCGGAUGUCAAAUACACCUUGCUGUUCACAUCAAGAGCCUGGUGGAGCAUGGUUCGUGAAGGCUGUGUGCGUGAGCGCAACUCUGGACAAAUCAACUGGGUGUUGGUAUUUUCCUCAUUGGCCACGGGUGUGAGUAUACUGGCAGUGUCGACCCUCUCGUCCUCUUUGCUUGCUUCAGAGCCAGUAGCACAUCGUUCUUUCGUGGAUAUGCAACAAUUCGACCCGGCGCCAAUUGCUUUGGAACCUCGGCGGCAAGUGUACUUCCAUACCACAAGCGGUUUUCUUUUCAAUGCAUCUACGUCGAUGUGGGUAUCUGAUGAUCUCGUCGUGUCCCCUUUCGGCACAAUUGACCAUCGUAGUCACCCUGACUUUCUCCCGGAGGGCACUUGGAGAAUGGAAACGAAGGUCCUACAAAUGGAGGCAUCGUGCAAGCGAAUGCAGUUUGAUGGAUUCGAAAUGGUCAAUCGUAGCAGAGUCAUGGAAGUAUAUCAUCCUCCUGGUGCUAUGGUGGCCUACAAUAGCCCGUCUUACAGUGGAUUCGAGAGAGGUUUCAGGAAUCGUAGCGCUUCGGGACCUGUUGAGGGAUUCUCUCUUCACUCCGAGGAUGGUUGUCACAUCCAAGUGCUUUCUACCAUAGGCUCGCGUGGAGAUCAUCGCAUUGUGUCCAAUGGAGGUCUUUUCUGGACGAACCUUUCUUCUACUUACGUAACAUACGAUCAAUGGGCUAAAGGGCGUGGGCUACCCGUCUUCUCGCGAGACAGAGAAUGGUCACCUGUAGACGCAGGUCUCAUGUUCGACUUUUCAGGCAACUGUGUCGGGCGCGAUCUGCUCAUGGUCACCACACCUUGGGGAAACAGCAGUUCUCGCAAGAUGCAGAAAGAGAACUUCAAAGUUCGAGCGGAGCUCUGUGCACCGCAAUACUUCGAAGUGAUGACGAACGUCACAGCAUCUGUAACACCUGAUGCGAGAGAGGUCACUCUAGAUCAGGACUACAUUCGUAACCAUCGCACCAUAAUAUCAAGCCGAAUCUUAAACACAGAGAGGAUCCAGGAGUUGACUUUUGGGCGCGACAAGCUGGGCUAUUUGAAACGAGCCAAAACACUGCUUGGCAAUUGGGCUUACGAAGGCUUGAGCGAAGCCCUGUCGUCAUUGUACUCGUUCGACAACCGAGUCAUGCUCGAGGAUAGUACUCUCACAGAUGAGGCGAUCAGACUCAACAAGCGGUUCUUCGGUGAACUCGUUCUUUCUGCUAUGACGGAACAACAACCUGAGAUUCUCAAAUCCUCCAAAGGCCAGAACACUCAAGUCGAACGCCGCAUCGUAGUUGUCAUAGGAACGUCCGCGACGUUGGCGGUCCUACUUCUUCUUUUCUCAUUCUACCUAUUGUAUCUCUACCUGGUAGAAUCAUCUCGCCGCCGGCCAUUGAACCUCAGCAAUGACCCAGCCACAACGUUUGGAUGUGGCGCUUAUCUGCAGCGAAAUCCCAUAAUUCAUCAACUAAUGAAGGUUGCACAGGCUCGCCAUAAACAGCAACGCCAGGCUGGGUUGUCGGAACCCAGACAAUAUCCAGGUAAUCAAGCAGAACAGAUCUCUGAAGCUAAGGUCAAAGGGAACAUUGCUAUAAAGAAGACAGGAGAUCGUGUCACAAAGACCUGGAAGCCUUCAAUCAUUCGGUCAUGGUCGAUGUUUGCUUUGCUCGCUUCAUUCAUUCUCAUUGCGGUUGCGGUACUAGUGCUGCAAAGUUUUGCUUCCAGGCAUCUACUUUACCGCUCUGCUUUUGUCUACCAGCUAGAUUUACGGGCAUUCAACGCGAGAUUUUCGCCCCAAUCUGUCCUUGCUACGUUGCUGGCAGUUGGGGUGUCGAUGUGGUGGGACGCAAUCGAUAAGACCUUACGCACCAUUCAGCCUUUCCUCUCUAUGUCAGAUUCUGCUAUCGACGUUCGCUAUGGGGCAGCAUUGUCUUACCAGGCUUCGUAUUGGUUUUGGGCGUCGGCAAGAGCUGCAACGAAUCGGCAUUGGCUGCUAUCAUUGGUCACUUUUGGAACAACCCUCUGCCAAAUUCUCAUCGUAUCGAUGGCGGCAAUCUUUGACCGCGGCCCCAGUAUUUCUACUACCGUGUCUCACGUCGAUAGUACCUACGCGACUCGUCAAUUGCCACUGACAUAUAACCACACUGUAAAAGUCGUCGAUACAUUGGAUAGUACCUAUGGCCGUCAAGCUUCGUUCCUCCAAGAUACCAUGCGCAUCACAACGGCAGAUUGGUUAUAUAGCGCUCUUGACCAGAUAACAUUGGACUAUCAGCAGCCACCCUGGAGCCGAGACGGCUGGAGCUUCACUCCUGUUGACUUAGAGAGCCUCCCAUCUACCCUCAAUUUCAGCACAUCGAGUGCUUCGAAAAUAUAUGACGAUACUAGUUCAUCGCCUGUCUCUCUAACCAACUCCACUCUUGUAACAUCAGCCUUACGCGCACAGCUGCAGUGUGAGAAGGUUGAGACAGAGAACCCUCCUUGGUUUGCGGAGAACGAAGUCGACUUAUUUCCAGGCGACAAUAGCACCGAAGCUAAGGACAUCAAAGACAGGCUUCGUCGCGCCGGUUAUAUCUUACCUCACACUAUCUUCAACGACUCUGCUCACGAGACCUCGAUCUUUUCAAGGACUUCGACAAUCCAAUGCUGCUCCAAUGAGACAGAUCCUGAGGGCCGCGCGGCUGUUGGCUACUGGUCCCAAAUGAACACAUCCUCAUGGUGGGGAUCUGAUGAAACAUUAGGUUACUCUGCCUGGGUUGACUAUGGUCCAGACACCUGGCCCCCGAAUUUUGCAGUCAAAUGGAUCACCGGAUCUACGACGACGACAAACGUUACAGCGUACACAAACGGUGCCGCGUCUGAUUACAAGAUCAUGCAGUUUAAAAAAGUGCCACCUAUGGCUUUUCUAAGUUGCAAACCUGUCAUAGAGAGAGCUGACGCAAGUGUUGUGCUGGCCCACGGAACAGGAAAGGUCCUUGAUUUCCAGAUCCUGAGUGAGCCCCAAGUGCAACUCGAUCCGUGGGCCGCACACUUCCGCCAUGCCAACGAGUCUAAUAAAAAGGAUACGAUCGCAACAGUCAGCUAUGGAAGCUACUUCCUCACUCAACUUCUGGGUGCCUCCAGCAUUGCACCAAUAGUCACAAACGUUGGCUACUAUCCCCCUUUCGACUUCGAAAAUCUAGAUGACGAUCGCUUCAACAUGCGAGACAAGGAGAAAGGUUACAAUAUGGACUUCAUGAGCUAUGCCAACCUGUACCAAGCCAACAUGGAUCCAUUGGUACUUUUGGACGCUGAUACAUUGAUGAAUUACAGUCAAAAUACCUUCCAGACGUUCUUCCAGCACUAUGCAAGCCAGACUAAGUGGCUUGAUGGUCAAUCAAUGGUGUAUGAACUUAAAACUGGAGACAAAGCCAAGGUGGAAGUGACGGUCACACAGCGUAUCGAGACCUUGAUCAUGAUUCCAUCAGCCACUUGGCUCUCUGUUGCCAUCAUUUUUGUCCUUGUAGCAAUACUUGGCAUACUGAUAGUGUCACUCAAGAUCGUCUAUCCACACGACAUCUUGCACAACAGCAUCGGAUGUCUAGCUGACAUGCUUGCUCUAAUUGAGGGUAGUGACGGACUGCUAUGGUUCUCAGAGAGACACGAUAUUCAAUCUCUGAGAGAAAGCGGCCUUCAUACGAAAUUAGGCUGGUUCAGGGACAGGAAUGGGACAGUCAGGUGGGGUGUUGAGCUCAUCGAUGCGCCUGGCAUCGAGUGGAUUGAACGGCCGGAAGCCUUCGAGAUGAAUCAGGUCAAAUAAUGCAGCUGAGCAGAUUCUUGGGAGAGCGUGAGUGGGAUGCGGGUAAAGACCAAUAUCCAUGGGUAAAUGUUCCAGAACACAGGCAUCUUCGAUCAUACAUAUUUUCAGUAGCUCAAAAAUAUUGCAUCCUUGCCACUUGCAGAUGCCCUACUGCCGGCUCCAGGGUUCUCUACCUAUUAGUCAGGUUGGACGGAGCAAUGCGCCAUUGUGGCUUAGCCUUUCGUCCUUCGAUUGUGCCGCGGCCAUCCCACGAUGUCAGAUGCAAGGAACAAGCUGAAAAUCAUGUUCGCGUUUCGCGUAUCGGUGCCAAGCUUUCAAAGAUCAUCUUCUGGACUUCACGAGGUCAGCGAGUGACUUGAAUGCUCUGGGACGUUGGUACAGUGACCGUCUAGAUAUUUCCAGUCGGAAGGAUAGUCUUUACA
Messenger RNA from Boeremia exigua, 5133 nucleotides. RefSeq lists its product as uncharacterized. The transcript is spliced from 4 exons. The record is from RefSeq and is a predicted model, not a curated record. NCBI's taxonomy places the organism in Eukaryota, Fungi, Ascomycota, Dothideomycetes, Pleosporales, Didymellaceae. Bases 287 to 4711 code for a protein of 1474 amino acids.